AUGUAAAAACAAGACGGAUUGAAUAGUUGAGUAUAAGGAUAGAUAGAUAGCAGCAUGUAUUGAUUAUAUAUACUUGGUGUUCAAAAUUAAGAUCCGAAAAGAGAAGAGGAAAAACGGGAUGGACAUUUUGGAGAUAAUGCGAGUGCCUUACAGGGCAGUGAUAAAAGAGGAAUGGAAGAAAGUGAAAGAAGAAUUAAAAGACAAGACGAAGAUCGUGUUUCCGAUGACGGCGAGCGGGGACACGGCAGUGCAUUUGGCAGUGUACAGCGGAGAAGAGGAGCCGCUGAGAGCACUACUGGGGGAGAUUUCGGAAAUGGACGAAGCGUUCUGGAGGAACAGCGCCGGAAACACGCCGUUGCACGAAGCUGCCACCGUGGGGAAUCUGGCUGCCGUUAAGCUGCUGGUUGAGUACGACAAAGACGAUCUGGUGGGGGAGAAUAUUUACGGGGAAACUCCUCUGUUUAGGGCUGCAAGAUGCGGACAUCUUCACAUUGUAAAUUACAUGUUGGAAGAUUGUGAAGAUCUGUUCUCUCGAUCGUCAAGGAAUUGGACGACUAAGAAGGGUAAUCCCCUCAUUCAUGCCGCCAUUCAAAGCCAAAAAUUUGAGGUGGCUUUGAAACUGAUUGAAUUUGACAAGUCGCUGUUGGAAAUGACGGAUCCAGAAGGCAAAACGGCUCUUCAUGUAUUGGCCAACAUGCCCUUCGCUUUCCGAAGUGGAUACUCCAUGAAAUUCUUCGAAUCAAUUAUCUAUACUCUGCUUCCAAGUGAGGACAUCUACAAAUUUGAUUAUUCAAAAUUUGUGUCUUCCAAGAAGGAUAAUGGUUCUAAAAGCUCCAUUAUAAUAAAUAAGAAUGAUGAUUUAGAAGCUGGAAAUAACUCUAGUCCUCCACAUAAUUUUUGGCAUUCAAAUUGUUGGCUAUAUCUUUUACACUUUUUGACAGGCAUAUUUUGGAGAUUCAUCUUCCUAGGAUGGCCACAAUGGAAAGUUUUGUAUGAGAAAAAGCAGCAGCACAGAUUAGCCCUAACCAUCACCAAGAUGCUUGCUCACGUAGACUUUUCAUGGCGACAAACCCAACUCACACCGCCGGAGAAUACCGAAGUCGACUCCUUAGGAAUCCAUCGUCCCAACGAAGGCAACGGCGUAAACCUCAACAUCUUAAGAACCCAACCAUCAUCCGACCAGAACCAAGGAGAAGUCGAAGACAUCGAAUAUUACGAUCACCACGAAACCCCUCUCCUCCUCGCCGCUGCCAACGGAAUCAUCGAGAUCGUCCAACAAAUCGUCGAAGUUUACCCUCAAGCUGUUGACUACUUAACGGUUCACCAAAGAAAUGUGCUCCAUGUCGCCAUCGCUUACCGUCAAAAAACCGUGUUCAAUUGGAUUCAAAAUCAUAGACUAAUCAUGACAAGGCUCGUCACGCGAAUUGACGCCUUAGGAUUCACCGCACUCCAUCACGUAGGCAUAACCAAAUUCUACCGUGGUGGGACUCACGGCCCUGCUUUGCAACUCCAACAUGAACUCAAAUGGUAUGAACGUGUACAAUCCGAAAUCCCUGCGCUUUACAACAUGCACCACAACAGCAUGAAAUGGACGGCUCGUGAGUUCUUCUACAAGACACAUGAAAAAAUGCUUGAAGAUGCAAAGGAAUGGCUCAAGAAAACGUCCGAGUCUUGUUCUGCUGUCGCAGUCCUUGUCGCCACCGUCGUCUUCGCUGCUGCCUACACCGUCCCCGGUGGUCUCAAUAGCCAAACUGGCUCUCCUGUUCUGCUCACUGAACCUAUCUACAUUGUGUUUACUAUCAUGGACAUUGUCGCGCUCGCCACUGCACUCACUUCCGUGGUUUUGUUUCUAUCGAUUCUAACGUCGUCGUUUAAGAUGGAGGAUUUUCUGCACGCGUUACCGUUGAAGCUCUCGAUUGGAUUCCAGUUGCUGUUUUUCUCAGUGGCGAGUACGAUGAUGGCAUUUGCAUUGACGAUUGUGUUGACUGUGAAGUCGGAGGAGAUGAAGUGGACGGUCAGUUUAUUGUAUAUAGCGACGUUUUUUCCGGUGACCAUGUUUAUAAUAAUUCAGCUGCCUUUGUAUGUGGAGUUGGUUAAGAAUAUUUGGAGUUAUCGCCAUAAUAUUACCAAGUUUCUUCCCAUGGGUUUUCUUGCCCUUUUUUGGAAGCUUCCUUCCAAGACAUUUAGUAGGAAAAUUGUUUGAUUAGCCUUGCCUUUGUAUUUGCAGGUGUCUAUUUAUAAAUGACAUGUUCAAAUUUAA
Molecule: messenger RNA, 2260 nt
Organism: Benincasa hispida (wax gourd)
Lineage: Eukaryota; Viridiplantae; Streptophyta; Magnoliopsida; Cucurbitales; Cucurbitaceae
Cellular component (GO): membrane
Molecular function (GO): protein binding
Source: RefSeq, a predicted model, not a curated record